AGUGAGCAGGGGGACCAACCAAUCAAUGAUGUCAUUCAUGCUUUCAGAUUCUCACUUCCAUAAAAAUGAAAAUGAAAUAAUAGCUUGAAGAUUGUCAAUACAUUUUUACAUUUCUCCAAUCAAUUGUCUCCCGAAAUGCUUCAAUACGGAUGGGCUUUAGUCUUAAUAGCCAAUCCCGUAGUCUCAUCGUCUCAAAUCCCACUUCGCGUCUCUCAAGAUUAUUCCGCAAAUUCUCAUAGCCAGGACUACAAAUUCGACCCUCUCCUUCAUCUCCCCGGUAUAAGUCCAUACUUUGAUGCAGUUGGUGUAGGAUUAAAUCAUAGAGCACCUCGUCUAUGCGAAGUUACAGCUGCGUCUUACCUUGUCAGACAUGCGGCAAUCUAUGCAAACGACGAUGAUUACGAAACCUACAUCGAACCAUUCUUAAAGAAAUUAGACAGCACAUACACAAAGACUUCGGGGAAGAAGAGGAAAGGAUGGACGGGUCCACUUGCAUUCUUUGAGAAAUGGCAAAGUCCCAUUGAUGACCCGGAGAAUCAAAUGGAACAAAUUACUCCUCAAGGAAUUAAAGACUCGAAGAAAGUUGCAAAACAUUUACUAUCAAGAUACCCCGAAUUGGUUCCCACAACGAAACGAAUCUAUGCCGACAAGAAAUCAAGAACGCAAGAUACGGCCAAGGCAUUUAGCAAAGUAUUUCCGCAAGAAGUCGAAAUUGUUGAGAUCGGAACAAAUCGAUCGUCUUUCCAUUCUCAAGUUCCCCACAAAGCCUGUGAUGCAUUCACCAAAAAGCCCGGAAACGAAGAACAACAAACUUUUCUCGCAAAAUAUGCACCACCAGUCAUCGCAAGACUCCAGCAGUACUCACCAGUCGAACUCCGGACCUACGACAUAAUGGGCUUGCAACAGAUGUGCGGGUAUGAAUCUGCCAUUACCGGGAAAGUGUCCAAAAUCUGUGAUGUGUUUACAGAUGACGAAUGGAUGGCUUAUGAAUAUGCAUGGGAUAUGAAAUAUUCACGUAUGGUCGGCCAUGGUAAUCCCCUUUCGAUCUACCUCGGAUUUCCAUGGUUGAAUACCACGGCACAAUUGUUUUCUAAAUUCCACGCACCUCAACAUUCCAACUCUUCCGAUGAUGAAAUCCCUGAUGAUGAUGGCCAAAGAUUCUUCUUGUCCUUUACUCAUCGCGAAGUUCCUCCUUUUAUCGCCACCGCCCUUGGUCUCUUCAAUUCUUCUAAUGCAUUCGCUGAAGAAUUUCCAACGGACCGUAUCAAUUGGUCUAGAUCCUGGAGAAUGUCUGAACUUAUACCAUUUUUAGGCCAUGUAGGGAUCGAAAAACUCACAUGCAAGGGUUUAAAAGGCGAUGCUAGCAAUGAAGGAGAUGUGGAAGAAUUCGUGAGGAUAAUUGCUAACACGGCACCGAGACCAAUUCCUGAAUGCCAAGGAGGGCCCGGAGCAAGUUGCAAGUUCGAUCAGUUUGUAGAGAUUAUCAAUAGAGGUUUAGAGCGAUAUGGCGAUUUUGAUGGCGUUUGUAAGAACAAAAAAGAGGUUCCUAAAAAUGGUUAUUAGAUGGUUAGAACAAGGGGCGUUGCAUAUGUAUGUAUAUAUAGUCCAGGAUAGAUUUUAGACUCUGCAGAGAGUAAUGAUGUAUAUUAGUAGUAUUGUAAAUUAUUAGAAACUAGAAGGAUGGAAUUGGCACUAAUCCAUCUGGAUCAUUGACAUCAAUGAAAGAAUUAGUAGCUGUUGCGCUGUCUCUCUUUCUAACGAACUAUGAGAUUCUACCUCAUAAUGUUAUUUCGUAC
Molecule: messenger RNA, 1796 nt
Organism: Sclerotinia trifoliorum
Lineage: Eukaryota; Fungi; Ascomycota; Leotiomycetes; Helotiales; Sclerotiniaceae
Source: the annotation of a GenBank genome assembly